AUGGCCAGCUUGGAAGAGCCCGCAAUUCUAGAAAAGAGCGCAUAUGACGAGUAUAAAAAUCCGCUGCCACAAGCGAUUCGCGAAGAUAGAACAAUUUACCUCUCUCGAAACCAAUUUGGACCGAUCUCAAACAUCCCAAAGGCCUUGGGCCGAAUUGCUAUUACUGAUUACGGCUUCUCUGCCAAGGGGACGGUCCGCACUAUGGAGCAAUUCAAGCAGAGCCAUUGCGUGCUCCUGAAUUUAGGAGUUAUGCUCUGGGAUCUGUUUGGAAAGCAAUCCUUGUUUCAAGAGCUUGACAUAGAAGCCAAUUAUGAUGAUAAACUUCAUCUUGCCUGUAUAACGGCGCUACUAGGGCCACCGCCGUCAGCUCUACUGCAGCGAGGCAAGCGGACGUCCCUGUUUUACGAUCUGAAUGAUCAGCUACAGUACAAGGGCGACAUACCCUCACUUGAUUUCGCAUCAUCUGUUGAACAGAUUCCAGAAGACGAUAAAGAAUUGUUUAUCAAAUUCGCUAAAAGGCUACUCACUUGGGAUCCAAAGGAACGGUCUUCGGCGAAAGAGUUACUAGGAGAUCCAUUUUUACAGCAGUGA
Aaosphaeria arxii CBS 175.79 is the source of this 591-nucleotide messenger RNA. RefSeq lists its product as uncharacterized. Gene Ontology annotation, molecular function: protein tyrosine kinase activity; protein serine/threonine kinase activity. Gene Ontology annotation, biological process: peptidyl-serine phosphorylation; peptidyl-threonine phosphorylation. Gene Ontology annotation, cellular component: cytoplasm. The transcript is spliced from 4 exons. The record is from RefSeq and is a predicted model, not a curated record. Lineage: Eukaryota; Fungi; Ascomycota; Dothideomycetes; Pleosporales. Bases 1 to 591 code for a protein of 196 amino acids.